Molecule: messenger RNA, 762 nt
Organism: Emiliania huxleyi CCMP1516
Lineage: Eukaryota; Haptophyta; Isochrysidales; Noelaerhabdaceae
Exons: 2
Coding region: 1-762 (253 amino acids)
Biological process (GO): regulation of cell cycle
Cellular component (GO): nucleus; cytoplasm; spindle microtubule
Source: RefSeq, a predicted model, not a curated record
AUGAGACCUGGCCAAAAAGAGUUGUUUGCGGCUAGCACGCACCUGGCCGACGCGGGGCGGCCAAAGUCGAAAACGAGGACUGCCAACGAGCUGCAGGGCGGCUUUGCUUGGGGCUCUCACAGUCUGCUGGCGCGGGCUGCGGCAGAGCUUCGCGCACAGGAGGAGAGGGCGGCGCAGCUGGCUGCUGAGCAGGAGGCGGCGAGGCGGGCGGAGCGCGAGGCGGCAGAGCUAGCGGGUGCGGCAGAGCGGGCGGCGCUGCGCGAGGAUGCGGAGCUGGCAGAGGCGCUGCGCCGGUCAGAGGUGGAUGCAGAGGAGGAGGCGCUGGCGCGUCGGGUGUCGCGGUGCGAAGAGGCGGUGAGCAGCGAGUCGACCGGCGGCGGCGGGGACUUGCCGCGGCGUGUCGAGCGGCUGGAGGCGAGCCUCGGCGCGGCGACCGAGGGUAGCCUCGAGGAGCGGGUCGGCGCCAUCGAGCGCUUGAUCGGGCCAGAGGUGGGAGAGGCAGCGGAGCAGCAUCUGCCAGCCACCGAGCCGCUUGCUGCCGUCUCACUAGCGGACGCCGGCCUCGACACGGGGCGGCCGGCUGCCCCAGAGUCCACGAUGGGGGGAGAGACCACGUGUAUCGUGUGUUUCGCGAGAGUCAAGUCGCAUGCGGCGGUUCCGUGCGGGCACUUGUGUGCUUGCGGGCCAUGCUCUGAGCUGAUGCGAGAGUGCCCUUACUGCCGCGAGCCAGUGAUGAUGUGGAUGGUUCCGCGUCCGGUCUAG